AUGUCUCUGUUUGAUGAUUUCUUAGAGUCCACUGAAGCGACAGCAGUAGAAGCAAGAUCAACCUUGGACCUGAACAAGCAUGAGCAACAUGUAGACGAUAUCAGCAAACCGGUCAAGAGCCCCAAGAGAGAAACAGGCUAUGUGGCAGCAGGAUCCCACAAGGGAGGAGAUCCUCUCUUCUCGCUGCAAUAUGUCCAAUUUCAGCUACCUGCGUCAUUAGUGUACAUGGCAGUAGAGAACAAUAUACUGGCUGCUGUAUUGGAUAACUUUCGUAUAUUGAGAAUUGACCUUGAUAACCCACUGGAAGUAGACGUGGUCGAGAUAUCCAGAAAGCCAAGCGCCACCAAAGUAUUGCAAUUGUUUCUUGAUCCCACCGGUCGACACAUUAUCGUAACAACUGACAAUGGCGAGAACUACUAUCUAUUUCACAAAUGGAGACGAACCAAGGAAUUGGCCAAAUUGAAGGGCACUGUCAUCACCUCCAUUGCGUGGAACAAACGAGCCAGUUUAUCAGACACAUCCACCCGAGAAAUACUGAUUGGCACCAGCAAUGGCAUUGUGUACGAAACCUGCUUGGAACCUACAGAUGAAUUCUUUCGUCGAGAGGAGAAAUAUUUGAUCCAGCUCUAUUCGCUGCAUGAACCCAACAUGCCUAUCACUGGCUUGCAUUUCGAGCGAUUCCCUUCAGACCGUCGCAAGUACCUGAUCAUGCUAUCAACACCCACCCGUCUCUAUCACUUUAUCGGAUCAGUGAAAUACACAAGCACCACCACCACCAGCAGUGACCAUGAUUUACCUGCUGCUGUAGGAGACCGAGCACUAUUCGAACUUGUUUUUGCUGAAUACAAACACAAUCCUGAAUUCCAAGCACUACCCAGUGAUCUCGACUAUAGCAAAAUGCAGUUUUUCAACCGAUUUCCAGAACUGCAACUCAAGGGAGUGCCACAGACAUUUGCUUGGUUGACAGGCGCCGGUAUUUAUCACGGCAAUCUCGACUUUAGUGAAAAGGACGACCAUGUCAUUACAGACGCCAAUUUACUGCCAUUCCCCCCAACGACCUAUGAUGAAGUAUCCGGUAACUUAGUCACUGAUAUACCCAUUUCUAUCGUGAUUACAGAAUUUCAUUUCAUACUGUUGUAUGCGGGAUACGUGCGAGCAGUUUGCAGACUGAACGACAAGAUUGUGUUUGAGGAAGUGAUCCCGCUUAACAAGGACGAAGUAGUGCGAGGCUUGGCUGUGGAUGACAUGAAGCGGACGUAUUGGAUCUACACCUCAGAUGCCAUGUAUGAGCUGGUGAUCAAAGACGAAGACAGAGAUGUGUGGAAACUGUACCUGCAGAAGAAGAAUUACACAGUGGCAUUGCAGUACUGCAAGGAGCAAUCGCAACGAACGCAAGUUUAUACAGCACACGCACAGGAAGACUUUGAUCAGCGUCGUUACAUGCAGAGCGCAGAGUAUUUCGCCAAGAGUGCCGUGUCGUUUGAAGAAGUCGCCUUGAAAUUUACAGAGAAGAAGGAAAGAGACGCAUUGAGGUUCUUUUUGAUCAAUCGACUGGAGAGACUCGGGCCCAACGAUAGAACACAAAAGACGCUAAUUUCAACAUGGCUGGUGCAAUUGUAUCUGUUUAAGAUGAACCAGUUGGAGGAUGUGGCAGCGUCAGUCAACUUUACAUCCACAGGUGGCACCAUGACACAGUCAUCCAAAUUCUAUCAAGAUCAGCAACAGAGUAUCAAGGACGAAUUUCGCUCAUUUUUAGAGACAUACGGUGUCUAUUUACACAUCCCCACCACUUACAAACUGAUAUCGAGCCAUGGAUUUGGAGCAGAGCUGCUGUACUAUGCGUUCUAUAUUGGUGAUUAUGAAAAAGUGAUUGAUAAUUGGAUAUCUGAAAAGAAAUGGGACAAGGCAAUUGAAACACUGGAUGGGCAGAACAAGAACGAGUUGUUCUAUAAGUUCAGCACUACGCUGAUGGAGAAUUCACCAGAAAAGGCUGUAAAUAUGUGGAUUAAUCACCCCAAGUUGAAUCCAAGGCUUCUGAUACCCGCUUUGUUACGCUACAACCACUCUACAAGGGAAGAUCGAGCAUCAGAGAACCAAGCCAUACGCUAUUUAUCGUACCAGGUGUCCACACUGGGCAGCACGGACCCUAUCAUUCAUAAUUUCCUAUUGACAUUGUACGCUACACAACCCACAAGCGAUGAAACAGCUUUAUUGACCUUUUUAAAGAAUGAGGGCCGAGAAAUGCACUAUAAGCUGGAUUAUGCACUGAGAGUGUGCAGCCACAACAAUAGAACUCAAAGUUGUGUACAUAUCUACAGUCAAAUGGGGCUGUAUGAAGAGGCAGUGGAUUUGGCAUUAAAGCACCGAGACUUGGAUUUGGCACGCAUCAAUGCAGAGAAACCAGAAGACGAUGAUGUGUUGCGAAAACGAUUAUGGAUUAGUAUUGCCAAAUAUGUAAUUCAGGAUAACAAGGACAUCAAAAGUGCCAUGCAAUUCCUGAAAAAAUGCGACCUACUCAAGAUGGAAGACAUUCUGCCGUUCUUUCCUGAUUUUGUACUUAUUGAUGACUUUAAAGAUGAAAUUUGCUCUGCUUUAGAAGAAUACAAUAUCAACAUAGAAGAUCUGAAAACUGAAAUGGAUAAUGCCACAUUGAGCGCCGAUCACAUUAGACUUGAUAUACGUAAACUAAAGAAAAGAUUCGCCAUUGUUGAAGAAGAUCAGAUGUGUUGCUUGUGCGAAUACCCAUUAUUGACGAGACAGUUCUAUGUGUUUCCUUGUAACCAUGAAUAUCAUGCAGAUUGUCUUCGCAACAGAGUCACAAAGCAUCUACCUACACGACAGAUCAGAAAACUAGCAGAUAUUCAGGAACAGCUUUCACGCGAGUUCAAAUUGGCUAGAACAAUGCAGUCUGUGGAGGAUGAGAAGGCGAUCACUGCUCGGAUUGAAGAUUUGAGACAUCAAUUAGACGACAUCGUAGCCCAUCAAUGCGUGAUGUGUGGCGAUAUCAUGAUCAACUCAAUUCAUGUGCCUUUCAUUGGUGACGAGGAAGCAGAUGUAGUGGCAAAUUGGGCUAUUUAA
Messenger RNA from Mucor velutinosus, 3078 nucleotides. RefSeq lists its product as uncharacterized. Lineage: Eukaryota; Fungi; Mucoromycota; Mucoromycetes; Mucorales; Mucoraceae. The record is from RefSeq and is a predicted model, not a curated record. The coding region runs from base 1 to 3078 and encodes 1025 amino acids. Gene Ontology annotation, biological process: vacuole organization; vesicle-mediated transport; intracellular protein transport. Gene Ontology annotation, cellular component: HOPS complex; endosome. Gene Ontology annotation, molecular function: protein-macromolecule adaptor activity; protein binding. The transcript has 10 exons.